Phoenix dactylifera (date palm) is the source of this 1992-nucleotide messenger RNA. RefSeq lists its product as uncharacterized. The record is from RefSeq and is a predicted model, not a curated record. NCBI's taxonomy places the organism in Eukaryota, Viridiplantae, Streptophyta, Magnoliopsida, Arecales, Arecaceae.
CUUGAAAAGGGAGCAGAGCGGCGGCAGUGCGAGGGAGAGAGAGAGAGAGAGCGCACUAAGUAAAUGUCAUAGCCGGUGGUGGCGCCAAGUGGAGGCCUGUCAUCAUCCGCAUCAUCACCGUCGAGUACCUAUGUACGGUGGUGCCCCUUCUCUCGUCCCCUUCCUCUCCCCUUUUAAACCCUUCCCCUCUCCCUCUCCCUCGUCGGCGCCCGUUUACGCGGCGCCAGGUGCCAACCCCUCCUUCAUUACCCUCCUCCUCCUCCCCCUCCUCCUCCUCCUCCUCCUCCUCCGUCCCGCGUGAUACCUCUGUCUCCUUCCCUCCCGCAAUCACUCCUCUUCCUAUUCUUUUGCCAUCCAAUCCAAUCCGAUCGCCUCCGAGGGCGUUGGCCAUGACGCUCUUGCUGCCAUCGACCGGGGGCCCCACCCGCUGCUGGGGUCGCUUCACGCCCAGCCCGUUUGUCCGCUCAUGGGGAUGCUGGCGGCGUCUGACGAAGAGCAAGACGGCGGCGGUGCGUGGGGGUCCCACUCCAACGGCUCUCUGCGGCGGCCUGACCAGCGACGGCAGCUGCUCCUCCCAAACCGACGGCAACCUCGAGGUCUCGAGUUUACUUCUGAUGGUAGUGAAGAUGGCUAGGGAUAAAUUCGCCCAGGAGAUCUCUUUCAGGACGGAUGAUAAGGAUAUCUCUCUUGCCAAGGCUUUGUUACUUGUUGCUGCUGAAGAUGAAGCUGUAUUGACUUCUAAUCAAGAUAUGGAUGCACAUUCUCUCAGAAAUGAAAGGAAUGAUGCUACGUUACCAUACAAAUCCCAUCUGGAAUUGAAUGAUGUGCAUGAAAUUUUUUUAGCUGGCAAGAGCAUACAUGGGUGGUUAAAUGAAUUGGAUAUAAUAGCAAGAGAAGUGGAAGCAGAGUUAAUUUCAAGAGAUAUAGGCUGCCAUUUGAUGGAGAUUUUAGAGGCUGUAAACACAGUUCUUUUUGGAAUUAGAGGCUUCAAAAGAUUUCCUGUGCUAGUAGAUUCGAAGCUGUCAUACAUGCACACUGUACUUAGCUCUGGAUGUGGCAGUGCUAUCAUGAUUAGCAUCAUUUACAUUGAAGUCUGUCGAAGACUUGGUGUUAGUAUAGUGGGUUCACGAGUUGGAGAAGAAUUUUUGAUUUGGCCCCAGACAGAGAACCCUCAGGAACUUUUUAGAGCUUCUUCAGGACAAAGUUUGCUGGCCAUAAUUAAUGGCAGAUGUGUGGAGGAUCCUAGAUCAAAGGCUUCGGACUUGGACAGUAAAUCACUUUUGGGGCUUGAUAUUGCAAGUAAUAGAGAGAUUAUUGGGAUUGCUUUAGCUAAUAUGAUUAGGCUUCACUGGAAACGAGCAUCAAGGACGAACCCUGGGCUGAUGCUGACUUCCCCACUACGACCAGUUUAUGCUGUGAAUGAGAAAGCUAGCAAGAUCGGAAGUUCAAAAAAUCCUUUGCUGCGGCCGCUGGAGCUAAGAUUGGCUGCUAUGGCUGCAGAGAGACUGUUGAUUCUGAAGCCAGAUAAUUGGACUCUGAGGAGAGAUCAUGGCAUGCUUUUAUACUACGGCAGGAGGUACGCAGAAGCUGUCCAGGAACUCAGCAUCUGCAUGGCCUUAGCUCCUGUGGAAGAGGCAGAAGCUCUGGAGCGUUUUGUUGAGAAGCUGCAUCUGUUGCGGCUCGAAUCAUCAUGGAAAUCUCUAGAGCAGCUGGCUCGCUAACAUCCCCUCCUUGAAGGAUAUAUCUGCGGAGUUUCUUAUCAAACAUGUUAACGCAGCCCUGCAGAUAUGAUCAAAGUUUUUGACAUUCCAAAUGCUACGUUUUCUUUUUUUUACUUUUCCGGUUACAUAUAUGAGUUAUAGAGCAUCAGGAAGCUAGAUGGAGAGUGGCUUAUGGCUAAAUGGUAUUUCGCAGUCUAUGAACCUUCCAGCUUUUAAUAAUGGAGAGAUUUAUCAACUCGAUACACGGUUACUGGAUAAACCAGUUUAUGCA